Messenger RNA from Erinaceus europaeus (western European hedgehog), 3696 nucleotides. It is a transcript of the gene DNAI4, whose product is annotated as dynein axonemal intermediate chain 4. Lineage: Eukaryota; Metazoa; Chordata; Mammalia; Eulipotyphla; Erinaceidae. The record is from RefSeq and is a predicted model, not a curated record. The coding region runs from base 52 to 2460 and encodes 802 amino acids. Gene Ontology annotation, cellular component: axonemal dynein complex. Gene Ontology annotation, biological process: cilium movement. Gene Ontology annotation, molecular function: dynein light chain binding; dynein heavy chain binding. The transcript is spliced from 17 exons.
GGGGUCCGGGGGUCGGCGCGGCGGCCGAGCUCCCUGCAGACACGCGUCGCCAUGCCCCAGUCUCCGGCCAGCAGCCGCAAGCAGACCAACCUCGGGGUAAAUCUACAGCCAAAGAAAUCUGUUAGUAAUAUUGGCCAUAAAUCUCAAUAUAAAGGAUAUGCUGGUGCAACUCAAAGCAGAAUGUUCAUGUCAGGGAAAAUAACAAUCGCACCUGAUACAAAAGCAGAAAAAAUGAAUAUUUCUGCUCCAAGGACACAUACACAGGUGAUAGAUGCACGUGGAAUUGAUGUUACUCCUCGACCUCUUUACCGUCCGGAUCCAAACACUGCGGCCGUAAAGCCAAACAAAAUAUUGUCAUCGCAGGAAGAAUCACUGACGUCAGAACUGAAAUCUUCUCUGAGCCUUUACCAGAACACACUCAAUCCUAGUAUAUUAGGGCAGUUUACAAGGUCAGCUCUAGGAAGCAGUACAGUUUCUAAAUCAAGUUUAUCAACUACUGAGUCAAUACCAGAGGAUCUGGAAGAACCGUGCUAUAGACGAGAGAGAAUGCCUAGUUUUACAGAUGUACAGGUUAUGAGGGCAACACAUGGAAUAUCUGUAACAAAAGAAGACCUGCAGAAAACUAUAGAGAUAAUUCUCACCGAGACGGAAAUGAUGAUAUUUUUUGACUUACCAACGGUUAUGGUUUCAGUAGACUCUGAAGAAGCUGUGAAAGUCACCCAGAGAAACAAGAAUUAUGAAACCCUAUGUAGAAACAGACUAGGCAAUGACCUGUAUGUCGAGAGGAUGAUGCAGACCAUUAACGGAGCACCGAAGAAUAAGGAAGUUCAGUGUGACAGGAUCAUAAAGGAAGAGAAAGGCAUAAUGUCCACUAUUUGGGAUAUGUAUGAUUCUUAUAAUGCUGUGGAGAGUUUAUCAUUACCUAUAAAGCAAUCUAAAAUUGAUACCAGUACCAAAGCAACUGUAACUUCAGAUCGGGACCAAAGAUUGCCAGGAAGUACUACGGAGAAAAAUAGUGAAGGUAGUUCUCUAAUAGAUAUAGAAAACGUAAUUUUGGCUAAAGUCCACGAUGAUGAAGAAGAUCACUCUGAAAUGAUACUAAAAUCUGACAAGUUCCAGCAGGAUUUGUUUUUUAUGGAACGUGUUCUAAUGGAGAAUAUAUUUCAGCCAAAACUUGCAGCCUAUCGUCAGCUCCCUGUCUUUAAAGAACCUCAACCUGGAGAUCAUAGCGAGGCUUCAGAACAUGAAAAGCCUGAAGACACAGAGAAAGAGCCUAAGAAGGAAGAUGAAGAAGAAAUAAAUGCAGGGCGAUCAACCAUACCAGCCAAUUUGGAACGACUUUGGUCCUUUUCCUGCGACUUAACCAAAGGACUUAAUGUAAGCAGCCUUGCCUGGAAUAAAACAAAUCCAGACCUUUUGGCUGUUGGCUAUGGACAUUUUGGAUUUAAAGAGCAAAAAAAAGGCUUGGCUUGUUGCUGGUCAUUGAAGAACCCCAUGUGGCCAGAGCGUAUUUACCACAAUCCAUAUGGAGUUACUGCCCUGGAUUUUUCAAUUGGAGCACCAAACCUUCUAGCAGUUGGUCACCAUAACGGCAACAUUGCAAUUUAUAAUGUACAGAGUAACAGUACUGUUCCCGUUCUGGAUAUUAGCGAAUCAUCUCAAAAACAUUUGGGACCUAUAUGGCAACUACAGUGGAUAGAACAAGACAGAGGAACAACAGGCGAUGACAAAAGAGAAAUACUCGUCUCUAUAUCAGCGGAUGGCAGAAUCUCCAAAUGGGUCAUUCGGAAAGGCCUGGACUGCCACGAUUUGAUGCGUUUGAAGAGAACCACCACCAGCGGCAUCAGAAAAGGAGGGGAGAAGGAGAAGAAAGGCGAGGCUCUGAUAUCGCGACAGGCUCCUGGCAUGUGCUUUGCAUUUCAUCCCAAGGAUACAAAUAUCUAUUUGGCUGGUACCGAGGAAGGUCUUAUUCAUAAAUGUUCUUGUUCAUACAAUGAACAAUAUUUAGAUACCUACAGAGGACACAAGGGUCCAGUGUAUAAAAUAGUAUGGAAUCCAUUCUGUCAUGAUAUAUUCUUAAGCUGUUCUGCAGAUUGGGGCGUUAUACUUUGGCAACAGGAGAAUCUCAAGCCAUUUUUUAGUUUCUAUCCAACUACUUACGUUGUUUAUGAUAUUGCUUGGUCUCCUAAAUCAUCCUAUAUAUUUGCAGCUGCAAACGAGAGCAGAAUAGAGAUCUGGGAUCUUCAUGUUAGCACUUUGGACCCUCUGAUUGUGAAUGUCGCCAACCCUGGGAUCAAGUUCACGACCGUCCUCUUCGCCAAGCAGUCAGACUGCCUCCUAGCGGGCGACAGUGACGGGCAGGUUGUUGUGUAUGAGCUAAGAAAUAUGCCCACUGUUUCAGAUUCUGGCCGGGGAGAUGUAAUAGACACAUUACUUGGAAGCAAAUCAAACCAAGGAUAAUGCACCAUUACUACCAUCUUUGGGUUGUGGCUUUAGUGUAAGGAAAAAGGAACCGUGUUUAAUAUCUAGUAAUCUGAUUUGGUAUGCAGUAAGUAAACUUUAGAAUUUAGAAAAUCAUAUUUUAUGUAUAGCUUUUAUCUAAAUUUAAUGAACUUUUAUUUUGGAGAUAUGCAGUUUGUGAGCUAAGCUAAACUAUCUUUAUAUAUUUUUGGAUUUUUCCUAAUUUACUUAAAGAUAUUCAUACUCCAUUUCCAAUUUUAUUAUUAUUAUUUCCAAUAAUAGAGAAUAUGUAGGCAUAUAUCUACACUUAUAUAAUGUCCAGAAGGGUUAGAAAAUUUCUUUAGGAACAAAAUUUGAAACUCAUUCGCAUUGAUUAAGCCAAAAAUCUGUAUGAAACAAAAUUCCAUACAUUUAAAUCUUUUCUUCAGAGCAAGCUCGGUUUUCCAGGUUUCUUAGUUAUGCAGUGGUUAGUAUCGUGAGAAUAUUGGAUUCUCAUGUCCAACUAAAAAUUAGAAUUUGAUCUUUUUAGAUCUGAGGACUUUAAACAAUAGAGCUAUCUAACUUAGCCCACAUGACAUAAAAGAUCUAACAACAAACGUCAGAAUUGGUAUUGUUUAGCCAGCAGACCUUGCACCUGCAGUCUUAGUCUGGGGUUCACCGGGCCACCCUCCUACCGCAUGCUCAGCAUCUGGUUAGUAUUUUAAGCCCAGACUUAAGUGGACCCAGAGGGGAAAAAAAAUAGAAGAAAGUUUUUGAUACACAGUUGUAUCACGAUAUAAUUUUAUGGGCUGUGAUAGAGUAGGUUUUGUGAAAUAGCAGUGGGACGCAGCUACUCUUGCAGAUACAGUUCCUAAUUCUCUCCUCCCUGUGGUUUAACAAAUCCUGCAUUUUAAACCAAAGUCAUAGGGAAGUCCUAGAAAGCAUUCUUAAUAUUGAGGAGAGUUCCAACAUUAAAACUCCCCAACCUAUGGAAAAAAAUGGGCUAAAAUCUGAGGAAAAAAAAAACAAAACUAGAGCAAGUAUUGGAAGGGACUCGUCUUUUGUAAGGAUUGAUUUAUUCACAAUCACCGUUUAUUUGGAGUCACCUUAGAAAUAAAAGUGAGACAAAUUUUGGGUAGGCUGAGAGUUUAGAUAUGGUGUAAGGAUUAUACUUUUGAGUCAUGAUUCUUUGUUUUUCUGAAAUGUUGUACUUGUUAUAACACUCUGUAACAAAAUAAAACAAGCUAAUUAAAAACA